UCACAGCCACAGAACCUUACACGUCUGACAAUCUCUAGAAAAACUUCCGUUUCAUUACCCCCUCUUGUAUUCUACGGCAACGACAAGGGCAAGGACAUGUCACCCAGUGUGGCAUUGCCUCUACAUUCUGCAGUCUACGAAAAGUACGGUCACAAAUCGAAGCGCUCAUGGACAAAAUCUCUUUUUCUCCCCAUUCCUGGCGUUCCCAAUAGGCGUUUGCGUGUUCUAGUCCCCAAUUUCGAUGUCAGAUACGUGCGCAUACGGAUACCGAAAUUCGACGGGAGAAAGCGAACGCCGCUGUUACUAUGCUUAGCGUGCAUGGCAGUGGUCACAACUGUGAUGCUGUUUUCGAGAAGUGGAACGGGACCAGAGUGGCCUGAAUCUUGGCCGCCAGUGGGAGAUCCGCCUACUUUGGUGUUCCAGAGGGAUGACUUGCAGAGAAUAUGGGAUUGGGAGAUUCGGAGUGGUCAUUAUCCUUCUCGACGCGGCAUACCUAAACAGAUUGGGUUUCUAUCUUCUCCUCAUAAUCCUGCAUUACCAGCCAAGCAACGGCGAGAGGCACCAUCCAGAUACAGACCACCGCCUUCAAUAGUCACGACGCAAGCAGAUACUGAUCCUUUCGGCGUAGGGCCAAAAAGACGUUACCUCGAUAUUCAGAGUAUCCCUCCACACGUCGCGUAUCCACCGCGUCCUGUACCUGGAAGUGUCGCUGACAUGGAUAUAAUAAUGAAACAUUGCGAUUUCUCAACGAAUAAGUACGUACGCGAUUGCUUGGAAAUGCUACGACUUGGAGGAGGACUCGAUAAUGGGCAACGUUCGAGACGAGGAAAUUUGGACGACUGGAAGUAUAUCUACAUGGAAGUUGCCAACUCGACAACGUCGGAAGAAGUACAACCCGAUCCUCCCUUUACUCCCAACCCCGUCCACCGGCAUAAAACCGAUGGUACCGAAAGCCCGAGUGACCCGAACGCGGGUCUUUUUCCCAAACGAGGCGUUGACUGGGAACCGCCGCUCACACUACCUCCAACCCUUUAUCAUCGACCAAAUAGCGAGCUUCCUGAACCAUGCGAUCCAGACAAUCCUCGUUUGUUUCAUAUGUUCUGGACAGGUCCUUUUACCGACAAACCUUACCUCGCGCUCCUUUCUUUCCUCUUCACACAGAAUACCGGCAUUCAUUACCACGAAUUUCCCGCCGAUUCACCCGUAUGUCGACCGCAAUUCUGGUUAUGGAUCAAUCCUGGUCCAGCAGCAUCUGUACCGAAUCCUAACGCGUUGCAUGACAUGUUCGAGUCGCUCAAAGUCAGCCCAUGGGCUUCACCGUUUUUACAUCCGCGUUUCAAGGAUGUCAUCAAGUUCAAGCUGUGGAACACCACAGAGCAGUUGGAUGGGGUGCCGGAGAUCAAGAAAGAGUGGAGGGCAUUACAGGAUUCGCUCUUCAAUUCCGGUGGCCAUAUCAUUAAUGUCAAGAAACAGGAUGCCGAGGAUGAAAGUUCUUCCGAAGAUGGGGAGUCAGAGUCUGCUGUUUCCACCACGAAGAUGGUAGACGAAGAUGAUAUUGUGAACCGUCUCGGAUCGAAGUCGUCUUCGACAUAUGACAGGCUCUCGGUCAUCCUUUCAGAUAUGGCACGAUUUGUUCUUUGCCAUCGUUUUGGCGGCAUUUACCUCGAUGCCGAUACCAUCUUCCUGAGAGAUUGGGAGGAGCUUUGGGGCUGGAAAGGAGCUUUCGCGUAUCGAUGGUCACGGUUGGAGAAGUACAAUACUGCAGUGCUCAGAAUGAACAAACAUUCCGCGUUAGGCAGUUUCUUGUUCAGGACAGCGUUGAGGAAUGGGUUGGAUUUCCAUCCGAUGACUGUUUCGAGGUAUCUAGCGGAUGCGUAUUCGGAAGGAUUACUGUUGAGAUUACCGGAUGCCCUUUUUGAUUCUGCUUGGUUGAACACCGAGUACUAUCAACGAGAUCGGCCUCCUCAGCCUUACUUCACUGAGUUUUCUGACUUCUUUGAAACCCCGAUGGUGGCAAGUGCUGCCCCUCAGAUGCUCGGAUUCCACGGCUUUUUCAAGGGUGCUUAUUCUUACCAUUUUCAUAACUUCUGGUGGAAACCCUUUGACCCAACACGGAAUUGGCCCGACCUAGGAACACAAUUCCUAGCUGGAGAGCGUGCAGCACGGAAAGCGUUGAGAACUGAAGCUGCCCCGAAAUCUGCUGACAAUGAUAGGGAUCCUCUGGAUGACGCUGUCGAGCCGGACAAGCGGGAUUUAGAUUGGUCAACGGUUCUGAAGAGAACAUUUGAGAGCUAUAUCAGAGGAGAACGACCGAAUAUGUACGGAGAGUGGAUUCAUUGGUGAUGAACUUGGGACCGGACAGUCCUUGAGCUGGGGGAAGCAAAAGUACCAGUCCUUAUUCUCCGUUUUUCAAUACCUUCCUUCAUCUUCUUCCACGACCUCUUUUGAUUUACUAGAACUUUAUUGCAUGAAUUUAUCAACGACCGCACUUCCCCCCCCUCUGUGGACGACACGAUUGGAAGGGUGGUACUAUAGUUUACUAUGACAUAUACUUACAGCUUUGUAUUUCUAAAUUUAUUGCAUACCUACUCUGCAUACCAGGUCCUUCUAUUUAGUUUGAAUUCAGUCUCGUAAUGAAUACUUUACUUAAAU
Messenger RNA from Marasmius oreades (fairy-ring Marasmius), 2652 nucleotides. RefSeq lists its product as uncharacterized. The transcript is spliced from 6 exons. Gene Ontology annotation, cellular component: nucleolus; small-subunit processome. The record is from RefSeq and is a predicted model, not a curated record. NCBI's taxonomy places the organism in Eukaryota, Fungi, Basidiomycota, Agaricomycetes, Agaricales, Marasmiaceae. The coding region runs from base 97 to 2343 and encodes 748 amino acids. Gene Ontology annotation, biological process: maturation of SSU-rRNA from tricistronic rRNA transcript (SSU-rRNA, 5.8S rRNA, LSU-rRNA).